GAGGAAGCGUUCACGUCGCACUGGUGGCUCUUGGGAGCGAUCAUUUGCACCAUUUUAUUUGCAUUCGGAGUGAUAGGAAAUGCGCUUACAAUUAUUAUUUUGGCUAAAAACAAAAGUCUGCGAUGUUCAUCAGCUUACUUCAUUUCAAGCCUUUCCGCUAGCAACUUGCUUGUGUGCUUGAUUUUGGUGCCGGUAAUGAUAUUUGACUUUUUAAAUCAGUCAAACUGGGCACUGAGUGAGGAAUUGUGCGCAGUUAGUUCACUAAUUGGAUACGGAAAUGGGCCCACAUCGAUCAUAAUGAUUGCACUGCUUUCUUUUGCAAGCUACGUAAAAAUAACUUGUUCAAAAGCUACAGCGUCUUCGAUCUUCCGACCGUUGUGGAUUUCCAUAAUGAUCACACUAGGCUGGAUCUGUGGUUAUGGUUUUACAGCGUUGGCCCUUUUCGGGAUUUGGGGAGAUAUCCACGUUGAUUCGACAACUGGCUACUGCAUCAACAAUGGCACUAUUGCUGGACAGAACAGUGAAGUGUUUGUUGCUAUUGUCAUAUUCAUGAUUGCGCUCCUGGUAAUUUCCUUCACAAGAGCUAAAUUUGGAAGAGGAGGCGAUGAAUUGGACUAUGCAAAAAUGAUUUUUACCAUUUUUUCUGUGUACGUUCUUUGUUAUCUCAUCCCGUCCAUUUUAUUGUGGGCUAAAAAAGAUUACAGAGCGACUGGAGGUCUCUACGUCACCUACCGCAUACCACCCUUAUUAUCAACCAUAAUCAACCCACUGAUUUACUAUAAAAUGAACUCCAAGUACAGAGCAGCGUACAAAAGCUUAAGAGGUUGCAAAGCCAUGGAAGAAGUGGAUUUUGAUAGAGAUGAGGGAAACUUGCCGAUUUAAUCAUUGUUUGGUGCAAAUUUUGAAAUCUGACAUAAUUUUGUGGUUUAUUAGCAAAACAUUUAAAAAGUUGUGUUUGUAAAUAAACGAAGAAGUACCAGACAAAUCUAUAGAAAUGUGCAUAUGAAAAAAUUCGACUAAAUCUUAAAAAUAAUUUUUAUACUUGCUUUUCCAGCCCUGCUAGUUUAGAAAUUCUUGUAAGAUACAGAAACUCUUCUUACU
Messenger RNA from Neocloeon triangulifer, 1101 nucleotides. RefSeq names its product G-protein coupled receptor moody-like. The transcript has 6 exons. Gene Ontology annotation, cellular component: membrane. Bases 196 to 882 code for a protein of 228 amino acids. Gene Ontology annotation, biological process: G protein-coupled receptor signaling pathway. The record is from RefSeq and is a predicted model, not a curated record. NCBI's taxonomy places the organism in Eukaryota, Metazoa, Arthropoda, Insecta, Ephemeroptera, Baetidae. Gene Ontology annotation, molecular function: G protein-coupled receptor activity.